This is a messenger RNA of Funneliformis caledonium, 168 nucleotides long. The record is from the annotation of a GenBank genome assembly. Lineage: Eukaryota; Fungi; Glomeromycota; Glomeromycetes; Glomerales; Glomeraceae.
AUGGAUAUAAUUAUAGAAGGUGAGCAGGAUUACCAAAAUGAUACAGUUUAUAAUGAGGACGUCAAUCAUAUCAAAUUUAUGGAAGAAAUAACUGAAUCUACUAUUAAAAUUAUUGUUAGUGAUUCUUUUUCAUCAUGGGAAGAAGCUGAAGUACAACUGAACAUUUGA